UUUGUGGUCUAUGGCGACGAUGGCAGAUGCUAAGCAAGGUAAACCAGCAGAAGAGCUUCAAAAUGGUUCAUCUCAAACCCGAAUUCUAUUGGCCAAACCCAAAUUAGGAGGGUUUGGUUCAUCAGGAUAUCCCUCUACAUCUAUCAAGGGACCAUUAAACAAUCCCUUUGGAUCCGUCCUACGACCACCACAAUUGAAGACAAGCAGUAAUCCAUUUCUUAAAACAACAUGUGAAACUAACAAUACAGAGAAAGAAAAUGAAAAGGAAACAAGCAAUGAUACUGAGAAUAGACUGCAGAUAGAUAAAGACAAAGUAGAGGCACCAAAAUUUGUCCCACUUCAGGUCACUUCAAGUGUCACUAGACCCACAAAUAGCACACCUGCAGUCUCAUCAAUCCAACCAACAAACUCUUCUAACUCUUCUGCUAGUUUUAUUUUUGGCCAGAAUCUAAGUGAGAGAGUUGUGAUUCAAGAAGCAAUAAAUAAUGGCAAUAAUUCUACACAGGACCACAGUUCUUCAAAUGGGACUAGUGAUUUGUUGUUCACCAAUGCAGCAGCUACUGUCAAAGAGCAAAAUUCGCAGGAUGAAGCAGCAUCCAAUGAGGCUCGAAGUGAAAGUUUAGCAGCAGCUGCGGCAGAAUAUGAGCGCUCACAUGCCAAGCCCCCACCAGCCACUAGUAAUUGUACAAUGACUGGGGAGGAAGGUGAAAACAAUGUCUUACAAAUAUUAUGCCGUCUUUUUGCCUGGGAAAGUGGUAGUUGGAGAGAACGAGGCCGUGGAGCUCUACGACUAAAUGACACCGAGUGUGGUGGCUCCAGACUGGUAGCUCGAGUGGCUGGUUCACUGAGAGUGGUGCUCAACACCAAGCUGUGGCCCGACAUGGUUGUGGAACGGGCUGGGACAAAGUCACUCAGGAUAACAGCAGCUGAUGCACAGUUACAGAUCAAACUGUUUCUUAUAAUGGGUUCACCAGGUGACAUAGCGCAGUUACACAGGGCACUUCUUACACGUAUAGCACUUAGUAAACGAACAACUAGUAACAAAGAAAUAAACACUAACCAGAGACAAGAGGAUAUUGGUGAAGAUGUGGCCAAAUCAGUUGAUGAUGAUGAAGAAGUAGGCAAAUCAGUUGAUGAUGAGGAAGAAGUAAGCAAAAGAGUUGAUGAUGAUAACAUAGAAGAAUAUAAUGAAGAAAGUCUCCACAGCAAUGUUGUGGAAUCUGAGCGGCUUGAAGAAAGCAAUGAAGAAACUAAAACAGAUAACAUGGAAAGCAAUGAAGAAACUAAAACAGAUGGCAUGGAGACCAAUGAUGAAAAUGCAGCGAAAGCAGUGAAACGUAAGGAACCAGUUGAAGCAGAUACUUCACCAAAAAGACAAUGUCCGGAUGUUUCUAUUCAGUGAUGAAAUGAUAAGUGUAUGUGAAAGAGUGAUACUGAAGUACUUUAUAAAUUGUGAGUUAUAAUGUAGGGGUCAUGUGAUUAAUAAUGAUAGCAUAAUGAUUAUAAAGUA
Messenger RNA from Leptidea sinapis, 1510 nucleotides. It is a transcript of the gene RanBP3, whose product is annotated as ran-binding protein 3. Lineage: Eukaryota; Metazoa; Arthropoda; Insecta; Lepidoptera; Pieridae. Gene Ontology annotation, molecular function: GTPase activator activity. Bases 11 to 1402 code for a protein of 463 amino acids. The record is from RefSeq and is a predicted model, not a curated record. Gene Ontology annotation, cellular component: cytoplasm; nuclear pore. Gene Ontology annotation, biological process: protein export from nucleus. The transcript is spliced from 6 exons.